AUGUCCCGUAUGUUGAUCCGGCAAUCACGAACAGUGAUCCGACGACCUGCGAUUAGACACUCGUCCACCGCACAGGAGACCGCCGCUAAGGCCAAAGAUGCCGCCUCUACAGCUACUGCUAAGGCCUCGGAGGGCCUUACAAAGGUGACCGCUGCUGCUGGCCCAGCCAUCGCUGGUGCCAUGUCCGGCGUUGGCGGUGCCUUGAAGCGAGUUGGAGGAAGAACCGCCAAAGUCGUCGCUUUCGUCGAAUUUCCUUUCUUAACAUUCACUAACGUUGGCCGUUUACCCAGCUUUAAUACCACCAACCAUCUACUAUUCGAGAGUCGCCAUGGAGAUGUCGAAGAUCGUCUUCCGCGGCCAGAAGAUGGCACCACCGUAAGUCAAUUACACGGCCUUACACGGCCAGUUUACGAUAUUGACCUUUACUUUGACAGAAACAUGGCCACCUUCCAAUCGUACUUCUACUCCACGCUCAGCUCCCUCCGUCAGCCAUCCACCAUCUUCGCUAGCCUAAGGAAUCCCAACGGCAGCGUUGCCCGUCUCCGAAGCCUCGAUGCAAAGCAAUGGGCCAUUGUCGGCAUCACCACCGCAGAGGUUAUCGGAUUCUUCUCCGUCGGAGAGAUGUUGGGACGAUUCAAGGUUGUAGGAUACAGAGGAGAGGUUUCCCACGAGCACUAG
Molecule: messenger RNA, 678 nt
Organism: Arthroderma uncinatum
Lineage: Eukaryota; Fungi; Ascomycota; Eurotiomycetes; Onygenales; Arthrodermataceae
Exons: 2
Coding region: 1-678 (225 amino acids)
Biological process (GO): proton motive force-driven ATP synthesis
Molecular function (GO): proton transmembrane transporter activity
Source: RefSeq, a predicted model, not a curated record